Molecule: messenger RNA, 579 nt
Organism: Cooperia oncophora
Lineage: Eukaryota; Metazoa; Nematoda; Chromadorea; Rhabditida; Trichostrongylidae
Source: the annotation of a GenBank genome assembly
AUGGUGGGUGGCCCCUCACGGAAGACCACCGUAUCGUCGGCUCCGUCGCCAGCCCAAAUACGUACAUAUAGUAAAAAUCAUGAAAUGGAUUUCGCGAAGAUAUACCUCGCCAUGCAAAAGGGUCACAAGGUGUGCAAGAUCAAUGUACUGAAGAAAUGGGAUCCGGCAUACAAGUUGCUUACUCUAAACAUGGAUACUCGUCAGUUGUUUCUCACAAAACUUGAACAAACGGCUGUUAGGAGCAAGCCGACCAUACUCGAUCUUCGUCAUGUGCGUGAAGUUCAGACGUUGGAUUUCAAAUUAUCGGCAAUUCAAAUAGGAGACAAAUGGAAAAGAGAUCGGGAAAUCCAGAACUUUGAUCCGUUGAAAAUACUCGUUAUUUCUCACGGCACGCAGUUCACUCUUAAGGAAUGGACGCUGUUGUUCGAAUCAGCUGAAGCAUGUCGCCUUUGGUGCCAGGGUGUCCACAACCUUAUGCUCGACACACGUGAUCGGUUCAUUUCCAGUCAUACAGCCCGCAUUGAACGUUUUAUCGCCAAACAUUUCUACAACCUUGUUACUCCAGGGACUGAAUUGUAA